Ochlerotatus camptorhynchus is the source of this 1405-nucleotide messenger RNA. RefSeq lists its product as uncharacterized. Lineage: Eukaryota; Metazoa; Arthropoda; Insecta; Diptera; Culicidae. Bases 224 to 1405 code for a protein of 393 amino acids. The record is from RefSeq and is a predicted model, not a curated record. The transcript has 3 exons.
UAAGGUCGACUCAGAAAGCGAUCAUCUCGACACGGUUUCUUCAGUCUUGCUGAAUUCUGACCCGAAGGACGUGUUUUUUCAAGAACCAGUGAGUGAUACUAACGAUAAUGUGCUUACACAAAACGAGAAUCAAUCUCCAAACAAAUCUCAAAAAAGACAACCAUCAACCGCUACGGCAGACCUCAAAAUCACGAAGAGCUCGAAGAGACAUGCGACCACUGAUAUGAAGUUUCGUGCGUUUGACAUCAAUUGGCAGAAAGUAAGUGAUAGUAUGCUACUGCGGCUGAAGAAAUUACAAGAUUUUCGUGACAAAAAUCCCACCGGAACUGUUCCCCGUGAAAAGCAAUUCCCAAAAAGUGAGUUGACAGCGUUGGCAAACGCGAUUGUGGACCAAUUAAGGGUCAUAAACGUACACAUUACUGCCAGUACGAUGGAGGAAGUAGCGAAACAAGUGUUGUCUAAAUACCCGUGUUUGAACUUCGUCGACGAUGACGGUUUCGGGACCGGUCAAAGUUUUGUGGUAUUAAAACACAAAAUGAUUAAUAGAAAAACAUAUUUGAACCGGUACAAAGAUUCAGACUCACGAUCAUCUGCAGCUGAAACUAAAAGAAACAGAAAUGUGAAAGCUGGGACAAUUAAAGAAUAUUGGGAAGUUUCGGCGGAACAGUGUUCCAAAGAUAUUCUUUCCAAACUGACGCGGGAUGAGACUGGUGUUUUGACUGUGGAGUUUUUAACUGCAUCGCAGGCCUAUAUUCGCUUCUAUCUGGAUCAACCGGAAUCACUUAAGGAAUUACUUGCCAGACUCCCCGUUCUUCGUCGUCGCCAACUGAUUAGUUUUCAUUUUGAGAAAGCAACUGGAGUUCAGCUUAACUCUCUCGAAAAGAUGUUCCUUGCUAAACGAGCUAAAAUCAUCGAUUUCUCAGGAUCUAGCCGGCCAGCACUCGUGAUGGAUAAACAUGCGACAGAUUACGACAUUCUAAAAUUUUUGUGCUCCUCGUUAGGAGAAAACAUAGUCCAUCUGAUCAUUCAAAAAGAGAUUGGUACUAAAGUGGCUGAUCUAACUACAGAUUGUGCAGGACCAGUACUUGUUGCUGUAGACCUGGGAAACGAUAAACAUGUAUACUACGUGAUGGUGGAACAGGUUCGGCUGACGGAAGGAACCCAAAAUGUUGUGACUGCCAUUGCUGAUCUCCUAAGUGUACACUAUGUGUAUAAUUUCAUGUAUAUGAAACAGAUAUCCAAGUUUUUGGAGUUCGUUCAAGAAUAUUUUUGCAAAAUCUUGCCGGUGUCUGGAUCCAAAUCGAGGGCUACAAGAAAAAGCCAGCAGCAACGCAUGGUUAAGCGACUGAUUGAAGGUAUCUCUAGCCAUACAGCAACAGCAAGUCUAGCCCGUCAGAUAAACUGA